UCUACCUCACACACAUCUCAUCCACACCCACACCCAAGGAUACCCUCCCUGCCUCUCUGCCUCCGUCUCUCUCACACCAGUCCUUCUCCUCUUCCCCUAAUCAACCCCUGCCUUUUCUUUCCAAAAAAAAAAAAAAACCCAAAACAACCCCAAAAAACAAAAUCCCCUCUGGUGAGGAGAUGCUUGCCUGACCCCCCCUCCCCUUCCCCUUCCUCCUUUCUCUCUUCCCAAUCUGAGACUUUUUGUGGAUGCUCUCCUCUUUCAUCUGCUCUACUACUUUGUUACUACCUGUGGAGGAGGAGGGUCCCUGGUUCUUCUUCAGCCGGCCGUCGUGCAGAGAGCAGCCCCGCGGAGAGGCAGCAUGCUGGGGAUGGAUGUGUGUGAGUUCGGGGGUCAGGUGCUGGAGCUGCUGUGGAUAACUAUGUGCUACAGAGGUCUGAUGUCUGAAAAGGAGGAUUUACCUAUUGAGGAUGACGAGGAUGAAAGAAACCUCAACUACAAUCCUCCGGCCCAGAAGUCUUUGGGGGAGAUUCAGGAAUUGGACAAAGAUGACGAGAGUUUGGUGAAAUACAAGAACACCCUGCUGGGGAUCCUGCCAGUCGGGACAGAUGCGUCGUUGCAAAAUGUGCAGGUGACCAGACUGACCCUGUUGUGUGACGACACGCCUGGACCAAUCACCAUGGACCUGACAGGAGAUCUCGCUGCCCUGAAGAAGAAGAGCUUCACCUUAAAGGAGGGAGUGCAAUACAGAACAAAGAUACACUUCAAGGUGAACAGAGAUAUCGUCCCUGGUUUGAAGUACCACCAAGUGACCUCAAGAAAAGGAGUACGAGUGGACAAGGAGUCGUACAUGGUUGGAAGUUACGGUCCCCGGGUGGAGGAGCAUGAAUAUGUAUCCCCCCUCGAUGAGGCGCCCAAAGGCAUAUUAUCACGUGGCUGCUAUCAGAUCAGGUCCCGCUUCAUCGAUGACGAUAAGACGGUCCACUUGGAUUGGGAGUGGAACCUGAACAUCAGCAAGGACUGGGAUGAAUAGAAGCAGAGAUCAUGAGAGGGAAAGACACUUUUCCUUUCCCGACUUUCACUCCAGUCUUUUUUUUUCUCCUGCUCUUUGUUCCGCCUCAUCCCUCUCUGCUCCUCCUUGUGUAUUUAAUGCAGGUCUUAUAAAACCCUUAAGCAACCGGGACGUUUAGACAAGAGAAAACAACCUCUCUUUGUCUGUAAUAUCGGCAUUAUAUCCCUCCUUCUUCUACAUCUGUCUGUGUGUUCUGAAGUUUUUGGGUUAAAACUGUCCUGUCAGUUUCAGGUUUUCCCACUGUCCUUUUCAUUCCUGUCCGACUUUCAUGCAGCAGCAGAGGAUGAUGGUUAAAGGAAGCCAGUUGGGGCACAGAUCUAUAAAAAUGGACACAUGCAUAUGCUGUACAUGGCACAGCCUUAGAAUAAGUUAGUGAAAUAUAAUUCACAUAACAGCAAACUGCAAAGCGGCUGUAGUGACCGUCAACAUUAGCCUGAAAGAUCAGUUUACUGUCUGUAAUGUAAAGCCAUUAUAAACUGCAACAUUGUUCAGUUAAUUGAGAGAUGGACUGAAAUGUGUGCAGUAAAUUUACAACAUUUAAUCUGUUUAACAGACUUUCCCAAAGAGAUGAGACAGAGAAGUCAGUUGCAGGGUGUGGAAAAAUGGAGAAAAGCAAUGAAGAAAUAUGGUUCAAAAGGCUGAGUUUUUGUUUGCUUUUCCAUACUUCUGUAUUUUAUCAGGUCAAAAAUGUAACUGCUAAAGGCAGUUUAUAUAUUAUGUCUGUAUUCUUGAGUUAUGUAUUGUCAAAAGUCACAAAUUGUUGGAUUUGUUUAUUGAUUAUACAACUGUUUGCUUUUCUGUCAAUGGUUUUAUCUUUAAGUUACAUUACUUAAAAAACAAAAGCACACACAUACACAAACAGUAUCACUUUCAACUACAGUUUCAGUUCAAGACGUAAAAGAAUAAUAAAACUCUGGGAUGUGAGGAUAUAAAAUCAGAAUCACGUAUUCUUUGCAAGAUGUUCCCUAAACUCCAGCUUUUCUUGUGUUAAAAGUUCUGUUUGCAUUUCAACUGAGUCUUUGUGGAGCUUUUGGAAAAAGCAGACCAACUAAAGACUGUAACUGGACUGUGUAUAUUGUAGAAAGACAUGCAUGUAUGUUCUUUAGGAUUUGAUACUAUUCAUUCAGCAAAAAAAUGAACAAAAUUAGCCCUUUUUAAACCUCUCUGGUAUAGGACACAUUAUGUGAAUAAAAGUCAGCAUUUAGCUCAAAGAUAAUGAGAUGGAAACAGAGAAACAUGUUAAGGGAUUGAUUAUUCUCCCCUUAAAUAAACAAUAAUAAUAAUAAUAAUAAAAAGAUCUGUACUGUGUUAAAUCUUUGGAUAUGAUAUUGUCAUUGUUGCUGAACAUAUCGAACAUUGAAAUAACAUUUGAAUUCAUUGUGAUCUAAGACUAACUGUAGAUGUUGGCUUGUUGGGUGUUGCAUGGUUUAGCAAGAUUCUCUCUUUCUUUUUUUUUUAUUGUAAAGUUUAAUGUGAUUAAAAGAAAAGAUACUGGCACAAAAUCCAGAUGUCAUCGGUUGCCAUUUCAUGCAGAUUCAGUAUUUACAGGGAAACUUCUGAAGGCGCAGAAAACUGGAAACAGAUGUCUGUGUCUCACGCCUCAACCUGUAACGACGAAGCGCUGCAUCUUCAAUGUUAAUGUCAAAGCUAGUCAUGUAUCCUGUAUCUUUUAAUAAAGGCAACUCAAACAAA
Sphaeramia orbicularis (orbiculate cardinalfish) is the source of this 2764-nucleotide messenger RNA. It is a transcript of the gene arhgdig, whose product is annotated as Rho GDP dissociation inhibitor (GDI) gamma. The transcript is spliced from 6 exons. Lineage: Eukaryota; Metazoa; Chordata; Actinopteri; Kurtiformes; Apogonidae. The record is from RefSeq and is a predicted model, not a curated record. Gene Ontology annotation, molecular function: protein binding; Rho GDP-dissociation inhibitor activity. Gene Ontology annotation, biological process: Rho protein signal transduction. Gene Ontology annotation, cellular component: cytosol; membrane; cytoplasm. The coding region runs from base 362 to 1033 and encodes 223 amino acids.